Molecule: messenger RNA, 831 nt
Organism: Neospora caninum
Lineage: Eukaryota; Apicomplexa; Conoidasida; Eucoccidiorida; Sarcocystidae
Product: putative coatomer epsilon subunit
Exons: 8
Coding region: 1-831 (276 amino acids)
Biological process (GO): intra-Golgi vesicle-mediated transport; retrograde vesicle-mediated transport, Golgi to endoplasmic reticulum; endoplasmic reticulum to Golgi vesicle-mediated transport
Cellular component (GO): COPI vesicle coat
Molecular function (GO): structural molecule activity; protein binding
Source: RefSeq, a predicted model, not a curated record
AUGGAAGAAGAUGAACUUUCUCAAUGUCGAGCUCUGUACUACGUCGGCCUCUACGACCUGUGCAUCGCGCGUUGCGGCGCGACACACGUGACCGGGACGCUCGCCCAGCAAGAAAAAGAAGGAAUGCUUUACGCUUGCCGCCUGAUGCAGAGUCGCCAGAUGCAAGGGAACGUGAACCCCAAUGAGAUCCGAGCGAUGAGCGCGAGUCCAAAUCCGUUCCUGCGCAGUCUCGCAGUGUACACGCAGUUCCUUGCUGCGACGUCUUCGCAAGAGCAGCUGACCCUGUACCACCAACUCCGCGCCCUGAUGCAGGAGCAAGCGAACACGUUCUCCGUUUUCUUCGCCGCCUCGGCUGCGGCGGCGCUGGGCAAUUUCUCCGACGCUCUUCAGUUCGCUUCUCAACUCCAACUCCUUGAAAUGCGAGUCCUCAAGCUCCAGAUUCUGCUCCUCAUGAACCGAGGGGACUUGGCAGAAGAAGAGGCGCGCCAGGUGGCUGCACAAAAUGACGACGCGCCUCUCAGCAAGUUGGCAACGGCUCUCGUCGACACACGGAAAGCAGCUGCAAACAUUCAACGAAGGGACUGGAACUCUGCCUUCGAAGAUGCCCUCAAGGCUUAUCAGCAGGCUCCGCAAGACUCGGACACGUUGGUAAACUUGAUUUGCUGCUGUCGAAACAUGAAGAGGCACCAGGACGCGGAUUUCUACGUCGAACGCCUGAGCUCCGUCGCGCCUUCCCACCCGAUGGUUGCGAAAAUGCGUGAACUGCAUGCGGCGUUUGCCAACGCCGGGGUUCCUCAGACCGCGAGUCCUCGAACCGCAGUUCCUCUCUGA